This is a messenger RNA of Chara braunii, 1395 nucleotides long. The record is from the annotation of a GenBank genome assembly. NCBI's taxonomy places the organism in Eukaryota, Viridiplantae, Streptophyta, Charophyceae, Charales, Characeae.
GUUGCCUUCCCCACUUCAGGCGUUGGCCAAGGCUAGUGACCCACACAUCGCCCCGCAAACACAUUCAGACCCACCGACGCUCUGUUCGAGAGAUGUGUCUGAGGCCCUAGAAGAGUUAGAGACUGAGUGGUCAAGGAAGGACCCCAAGGACUCUUGGGCGAUGAUCAGUAGAGGUCCAAAAGGUAAACAUUUCGUGGUAGAAGUAGAUGUAGGUGGCCGCAAGGUUGGCGCCUUCGCAGACAUAGGCUCUACACGAAAUUUCAUUAGUCGUGCUUGUGUGGAUAAACUGCGCUUAGGGGACCAAGUGCAGCGGCUUAGCAGAACUGUAGCUUCUACGCUAGCCAACAAGCACAAAAUGGUUGUAAAGGACUAUGUCAAGGACGUAGCCUGCACCUUCUCCUAUGGAGGAGGGGAAGUGAUCCACAAGAUCUCUUUCUUGGUGAGCGACGAACUGCCAUUCGAUAUGCUACUGGGCAUGUACUACCUCGAAGUCUCGCAACCUCAGUUUAACUGGGAUAGGAAGGUGUUGAUCCACAAAUUGCCCAAUGGUAGAACUGUUAGAUUGCAAAAGUAUAAAGCUAGCAGUCUAAUAGAGAACUAUGGGUGUAUGUGCGCUUCAUCCUUCUAUAACUACUAUAAGCAGAAUCGAGAGGAGGACAUGUAUCUAGUCUUUGUCUCCGAGAAAGGGGAGGCCGUUAAAACACCCCCGGAGAUAGAAAGAAUCGUCGCACAAUAUUCAGACCUUUUUGAGGAGCCCACAGGCGUGGUGGAAAGGGAGGUUGUACAUGCGAUAGAGAUUGUCCCAGGUAGUAAGGUGCCUAGAGGACGAAUCUAUAGGAUGUCUCCCGCGGAGUUAGAUGAGCUUCGCCGCCAGCUCAAGGAGCUCACAGAGAAGGGAUGGAUACGGCCUAGUACCUCCCCUUACGGUGCGCCAGUGUUAUUUGUCCCAAAGAAGGGAGGUCCAUUAAGGAUGUGCAUUGACUAUAGGGGCCUCAAUGCCAUCACCGUUAAGAACGCGGAGCCCCUACCCCGCAUUGACGACCUCUUGGAUAGAGUGCAGAGAUGUCGAUACUUCACAAAGAUAGAUCUGAAGUCCGGAUACCAUCAAAUUAUCGUUAGGCCUGAGGACCAACACAAAACCAUAUUUCAGACCAGGUACGGUUUGUACGAGUUUGUGGUGAUGCCUUUUGGCCUAUGCAAUUCGCCUGGUACGUUCCAGCACGCGAUGAACCGGAUAUUUCAUGAGUACUUGGACAAGUUUAUCGUCAUGUACCUCGACGAUAUUCUUAUCUUUAGUAGGACUGUAGAGGAGCACGCUUAGCACUUGAAAAUAGUAUUAGGUCUCCUCAGACAGCACCAGUACAAGGUAAACUUUGAUAAAUGCGAGUUUGGUCG